Messenger RNA from Morone saxatilis (striped sea-bass), 3042 nucleotides. RefSeq names its product cyclin-dependent kinase 5, regulatory subunit 2b (p39) (gene cdk5r2b). Gene Ontology annotation, molecular function: cyclin-dependent protein serine/threonine kinase activator activity; protein kinase binding. The transcript has a single exon. Gene Ontology annotation, biological process: activation of protein kinase activity; positive regulation of cyclin-dependent protein serine/threonine kinase activity; brain development. Bases 267 to 1139 code for a protein of 290 amino acids. The record is from RefSeq and is a predicted model, not a curated record. NCBI's taxonomy places the organism in Eukaryota, Metazoa, Chordata, Actinopteri, Moronidae. Gene Ontology annotation, cellular component: cytoplasm; protein kinase 5 complex.
UCAGGCUACAGCCAAAGGAUUGUGUCGCAGCGUCUCCCUGCUGAGGCGCUGACAGAGCAUCUGUUGGAAUACAAGUUCACUCUGACAACCUGCUCCAUCUUCGUCCCCGCCACACCGCCCAGGAGCGACCAUACGGAGCAACUGAACGUGUAGAUGGAGUUUCAAUCGCUGUCGUGACUGUUUCUCCACCGCCUCUCACCCCUGCAGAAGACUGCGUUCAAGUUGCAGCAGCAUCCACACCACCGCGGCUCUCUCCUCUCGCAGUCAUGGGAACCGUCCUCUCUAUAUCCCCGGCGACGAAGAAGGGAUCUAUUAUGGACUCCGAGGUCGCGGGAGGCAAAAACGACAAGAGCCUCAAGCGGCACUCGAUGUUUGUCUCUCUCUCCUGGAAGAAGCUGGUGACCAGUUCAGCCAAGAAGAGUGCCAAGAAAGUGACCCCGAAUCCGCUGCCUGCCCCGUCCAGCCAGGUGGCUCAGCUCAACAUCGAAAACGCCAGGAAGACGCACCAAACCGAAGAGAAGAAACCAAAAGUGCCCAUCCCGGUGCCGGUGCCCACGGUCCCCAAACAAAACGGCGAUGCUGCCGUCCAAAACGGGAGGCUGUCCACGGUCCAGAAGCAACCCAGCAGCCUGUCUCUGGUGUCACCGAGGCGGAUAGUCAUCCAGGCUUCAACCGGGGAGCUGCUUCGCUGUUUGGGGGACUUCAUGUGCCGCAGGUGUUUUAAACUGAAAGAGUUAAACAGCGGGGAGGUGAUCCUCUGGUUCCGAAACAUUGACCGGACUCUUUUGAUCCAGGGCUGGCAGGACCAGGGCUUCAUCACGCCGGCCAACGUGGUGUUCGUGUACCUGCUGUGCGAAGACACGAUAGCGGACAGCGUCGACAGCCCGGCCGAGCUGCAGGGCACCUUCCAGACAUGCCUUUACCUCGCCUACUCCUACAUGGGCAACGAGAUCUCCUACCCACUCAAGCCGUUCAUGAUCGACUCGAACAAGGACGUUUUCUGGGAUACGUCGCUCCGGAUCAUCGACAGGAUGAGUGCCAAAAUGCUGCAGCUGAACGCAGACCCGCACUUUUUCACCGAGGUCUUCCAGGACCUCAAAAACCAACGAGACAGCAGCGAAGCGAACCUGGACCGCUGAAACAAACAAGACACUGGUGUUUUUUGUUUUUUUAAUUUAAAGGAUUAAAUGUUUUAUGCAAAAUCACAUAAAACGGUGGUUUUGAAUGUAAAGGCCAGCGUUGAAGGCACCUCACGUCUGGGCUGAAUAUCUCUCUAAUGGUGUUACACAACCGGUGUUUAGGCUACAGUGUAGGAGAUUUCAUACAUGCAUGCCAAUGGUGUAUUGUCCUCUUUUGUCUUGCCCCUUGAAUGACCCGGGGAUUUGACUUCGUGGUGCAAAUCACAAUCCCCACAAGUCCCCGUUUCGUUCACGGUGAGCCUACUUGCCGGGGAAGUGGGUGGAUGUCGCAGUGAGGUGAGGUGAGGCAGGACCAGAAUAGAUCCGUGUUUUUGUGGAGGAGUGGGGAGGCGGAGCUGUCCGAGGUGCUGACCUGUUCGGCCAUUUCUUCUCCGCUCCCUGCUAUUUUUGAGUCACUUUGCCACAACAGAGCCAAGCGUGGCUUAAGAGGACCAGAGUCAGCCCAAUACACCUUCAGCACAUAAGCCUAAGCCUUGUAAGAGGAGGUAUAGAGUGGGCUAAAUUGUGCUUUUUUAAAAUUCCCUCACCUGCUGAUAGUUAAGCUGUAAGACAUGCAACAGAUAUCUUUAAGAGGACGUGUUACUUGGUUUAACUGUGGAUUUUCCUCUAAGGGUAACAGAGUUGAAAAGCUAUAGUUUCCGUCUGCAAAUCUUGAUUGGGUACUGCAGAAAAGCACCAUGCUGUGUAUGGCUAUCUUCAUACCUGGGAUAUAACUGUUUUCUCAUCUACUUUUGUGUGAUUAAAAAGCACCAAUUUCUUCAUAUAAACCACCUGACUUUGAAUUUUUUAAUAUCUUCUGUUUGCCUACCGACGUGAUGCUGUAGUGGUGUAUCUGUAAGUGGGCAGUUGGUUCAAGAUGAAGAUGAGGGAAAGCGGCAUAAAUGUAAAGAGGAGGGAGUAUCUCCCCCCCCUGGAAUGUAUAUGAUAAACUGCACUAAAUGGGCCCAUAGCUGGCCAUAUAGCAAGGUUAUCAACCCAAGACCUCUGUUGUGUAUUGCUUUCCAAUACAUUGCAGAUGCCGACAUAGAGACUGAAAGGAAUGUACAGUUUUUCAAGAGAUUUUUUUUAAAUCUCAUAUGUGCCAACUGAAAUAUUCUUGGCCUGAAACUAUACGGUUUACAUGUACAUAUCCCACGCUCUUUAUUUUUAUUUUUCUCUGCCUUUUUUUGGAGGCGACUGUAUAUGAUGUCGGUCGAGCACAACAAACAACAAAUAGAGCUUAAUGGUCAAAUCGUAUUCUUGCCCUGCUCUGUAAAUGUGCUGUGGGCCUCAGUUUGCUGGGUUCAGUUCACUUUCAGUGUAGUCAAUUCAGGAAGGAUCCUCAUAAUGUAAAUAUUGAAUGUAAAGGUGUCAUUAAGAAGUGACAGAAAAUUAUAAUUUGCACUCUCCAUUGCAGUUUCUAUAAGCUAAAAGUGAUUUGGGCAUACCUGUCAGUUGUUAUUCAGCAUUAUGCUCCUUCUAAGUGAUCAUUGUGCCGUGGUGUUGUGAACUCAUUGCUUGGAAAGUGAAAUAUAAUGCUGCUAUUUUUGCACAGCUGAGAACAAACCCUUGAUGUUUUGCACAGUGGUAUAACAUGUCAUGUACCAGUGUUUCCUGUCAGUUACUGGAGUGUUUGCCAUUAAGUUUGCUGUUAAUGUCACCAAGUCUCGCUCUAGGAUGACCAUUUGUGAAUUAGAUCUUUUGUACAGUUACAUUUUCCUAUAUAUCAGCCAUGGAAAGUGAUAUUUAGAUGUGUGUGUGUUGUCUGUGGUGUUGCGCCACAGUUGCAUUCACUCUCUCUAUAUGUUAUUAAAAGGUCGAUGCAGUUAUUGUUUAUGGUGAUCAUGAUGAAAUAAAUCCAAAC